AUGGUCUACCAUGGUUUCGGUUUGGAGCAGAUAUCUCCACCCAACAAUAAGCCAAUGGCGGAGAUGGGCCCAGAGGAACAGGGCGAGAAAGGCGCUCAAAUGAUGGUGGACUUCAUGACCUCCUGUCCAGGUAAAUCUGCAAUCAGCGGUGUGACAGGUUUUGCCUUGGGUGGUGUCUUUGGUCUUUUCAUGGCGUCAAUGGCGUACGACACUCCCUUGCAUACACCCACUGUACCCGGGGCGUCGCCACUACCAAGUAGUGUGCAGCAUAUCUCAGACCUACCUUUCAAGCAGCAAGUGAAGCUGCAGUUUGCUGAUAUGGGGAGACGAGCGUACUCAAGCGCGAAAAACUUUGGAUACAUUGGUAUGAUUUACUCUGGAGUGGAGUGUGCUGUGGAAUCGCUGCGCGCGAAGAACGAUAUCUACAACGGCGUGGCCGCCGGGUGUCUCACUGGUGGCGGUCUUGCUUAUAAAAGUGGUCCUUCCGCAGCGUUGGUUGGCUGUGCGGGUUUCGCGGCCUUUUCAACUGCGAUAGACUUGUACAUGCGUCAGGAAAACGGAACCCCACCCAAGAACGAUUUCGACGAGUAA
Molecule: messenger RNA, 591 nt
Organism: Lachancea dasiensis
Lineage: Eukaryota; Fungi; Ascomycota; Saccharomycetes; Saccharomycetales; Saccharomycetaceae
Source: the annotation of a GenBank genome assembly